Molecule: messenger RNA, 501 nt
Organism: Peronospora matthiolae
Lineage: Eukaryota; Oomycota; Peronosporomycetes; Peronosporales; Peronosporaceae
Source: the annotation of a GenBank genome assembly
AUGAACAAGCAAGUGCCGGAAGUCUUUGCCAGCGUGGAGCAGACGCUAGCAGCUGCGGAGGAGCAUCUGGCCGUGUUUUCAAAGACUUCUGUAGAGGAGUUUGUUGCUCCCCUUAGCUAUCUCGAGCGCGCGAAGGUGCAGGUUUCUUUGGCCUACACAAUCAAUGCGCUCCUAUUCGUGUUUCUAAAGACACAGGGAGUGUCUCCUAGCGACAUUCGUCAGACGCACGUCAAGCAAGAGUUGGAGCGUGUGAAAACGUUUAUCAACAAGAUAAAGGACGCGGAAGAGCUGGCAAAGGGGCCAAGAAUGGCGCUGGAUAAGGGCGCUUCAAAGCGUUUUAUCCACAACGCGCUAAGCACGGACCAAGUGUACGUCGACGCCGUGAAGGCAAAGGAGAAUGUUCAGGAUGGCGUCAAAGUGCACGUGCAGACAAUAGGCAACGGGAAUCGGGCGGCUUCUGCGUCAAAGAGCAAGAAGAACAAGCGCCAGCGAAAAAAAUAG